Messenger RNA from Leptinotarsa decemlineata (Colorado potato beetle), 1905 nucleotides. RefSeq names its product vasa RNA helicase (gene Vasa). The record is from RefSeq and is a predicted model, not a curated record. Lineage: Eukaryota; Metazoa; Arthropoda; Insecta; Coleoptera; Chrysomelidae. Gene Ontology annotation, molecular function: ATP binding; RNA helicase activity; nucleic acid binding.
GUCGUGGAAGAGGUAGAGGCCGAGGUGGAGGAGAGCGUGGACGUGGUGGGAGAGGUGGUGGCAGAGAAAGAGAUGGGGAUAGGGGUUUCGGAUCUGGGGAGAAUGGAUUCGACAAGCAGAAAGGGGAAAGUGGUGAAGAAGUCAAAAGAGAAAUUUAUAUUCCUCCCGAAAGAACAACUGAUGAGGAACUAUUUACCAGUACGAUAUGUUCUGGUAUUAACUUCAUCAAAUUAGAUGAAAUAGAAGUGAACGUAUCUGGUGAAGAUGUCCCACCACCACUAGCAUCAUUUCAACAAUCUGGUUUGCGGCCACAUCUACUUGAAAACAUAAAAAAAUCUGGAUAUGACAAACCAACACCAAUUCAAAAAUAUGCAAUACCUAUCAUAAUGAAAGGAAGAGAUCUGAUGGGCUGUGCACAGACUGGUUCUGGCAAAACUGCUGCAUUUUUAUUGCCAAUGAUUAACCAGCUUCUAAGUAGUCAAGAAGCACCAGUAACUGAUGGAAAUUGCUGUCAACCAAAAGUUGUGAUUGUAUCGCCAACGAGGGAAUUAGCUAUUCAAAUUUUUGAACAAGCUAAAAAAUUUGCCUAUAAUUCUAUCGUCAAAACUGUCGUCGCAUAUGGAGGAACCUCUGUGAAUCAUCAAAAAAAUCAUGUACUGAUGGGAUGUCAUAUUUUAGUUGCUACUCCUGGAAGGUUGAAUGAUUUUGUGAAACGGGGUCACAUAUCGUUUGCAUCAAUUCAAUAUUUUGUAUUAGAUGAAGCUGACAGAAUGUUGGAUAUGGGUUUUCUUCCGACUGUAGAACAAAUGUUGAGUGACAGUUCCAUGAGAGCAACUGGUGAACGACAAACUCUUAUGUUUUCUGCUACAUUCCCAGAACAAAUUCAACAUCUUGCAGGGAAAUUUUUACACAACUAUAUAUUUAUUGCUGUUGGAAUUGUUGGGAGUGCAUCAACUGAUGUGCAACAAAUCUUCCAUCAAGUUAGUAAAUUUGACAAAAGGGACAAACUCCUUAGCAUGCUUCAGGAAGGUCGAAAUGAACGGACAGUCGUGUUUGUCGAAACCAAAAGAACUGCAGAUUUUCUUGCUACUCUCUUGAGUGAAAAUGACAUAAAGACCACCAGUAUUCAUGGUGACCGUCUACAAAGAGAACGAGAGCAGGCACUCUGGGAUUUUAAAAAAGGAAUAUGUAAUAUUCUUGUGGCUACUGGAGUAGCUGCCAGAGGACUUGAUAUUGAAGGAAUCCAACAUGUCAUAAAUUAUGAUUUACCAAAUAGUAUUGAUGAAUAUGUUCAUCGAAUUGGUCGUACUGGUAGGGUUGGAAAUCGAGGUAAAGCAACUAGCUUUUUUGAUUCAGCCCAUGACACCAACAUAGCUGGAGAUUUAGGAAAAAUUUUAAAACAAGCUGGUCAAGAUGUGCCAGACUGGCUUGCCAAUGGAUGUUUCUCAUCAGGAGGGAAUAAUGAUUCAUUUGGAGGCAGAGAUAUAAGAGGGAAUGAUUUUGGAAAGGCCCAGAAUUACAAUACUCAGCCAGCUGAAGAAACUGAGGAAGAUUGGUGAACGUCGAACAAUAUUUUGAUGAUCAGAUCAUCAAGCAAAGAGUUGAGAUUUUAUUUGUUGUCUAUCGUUGAAUGGUACCUGUUAGAUCACGGCAAAUGUUAGUUAAUUUAAACUUUUAUGACUUUUAGUUGACCAAAAUAUUGCGAUUAAAUUAAACGCUUAGUUUUAAUGUUUUCUAUUCAGUGUUAGAAUUUUCAUUUGUUUUUUCUACUUUAAGCCGUAUAACUGACAUGUGAUACUAUUUUUAGUGAAAACUAGAAGUUAUAUGGUUGGUUCGGAAAAUAUUGAUUUCAUUGAAAAAGACAUUACAUUUUCUAUUUUAUGAUGAAUAUAUUUUUUAUAUUUA